Molecule: messenger RNA, 1079 nt
Organism: Ornithorhynchus anatinus (platypus)
Lineage: Eukaryota; Metazoa; Chordata; Mammalia; Monotremata; Ornithorhynchidae
Product: transmembrane protein 47-like
Exons: 3
Coding region: 248-766 (172 amino acids)
Biological process (GO): cell-cell adhesion
Cellular component (GO): membrane; cell-cell junction
Source: RefSeq, a predicted model, not a curated record
GGGAGUCGGGCAGUGCUCUGAUGCCACGCUCUCCCCCACACCUAACUCCACUCGGACGCUUGGCCCUCCCUCCCUCCUGGCACUUGGACAGUCUGCUAAGCCGCUGGACAGAGGGACCAAGCUUUAGGAGGAGCGAGGACCGGAGCAGAUGGCACGGGAACCUGUUGGUGGCUAAACUUUUUCCUUUUUUCUUUUCCCCCUUUCCCUCCCUGCCGCUGUAGCUUCUGCUCCGGAGCCGGAGGACGGGAUGUCUUCCGACGAAGGCUCCGCGAUCCGGCCCUUCAAGCUGAUUGCCCUGUUCUGCAUCUCCAUCGCUCUGUCCUUAGACGUGGUGGCCCUCCUGAGUCCGGCCUGGGUCACCUCGGACCGCUACUCCCUGUCCCUCUGGGAGGCCUGCAAACAGUCCACAGAUGUGUGGCACUGUCUGUCCACCUUAAAGACAGACUGGCAAGUGGCCACUCUGGUGUUGAUCCUGGCGGCAUCCACCAUCACCCUGCUGGCAUUCCUCAUCUCCUUGAUCUCCUUCUGCUUGGGGACUUACAGGCGCUAUUAUCGAGUUGUUGCCGUCUUCCUCUUCGGUGCAGUAGUCCUGCAGGUCUGCGCCUUAAUCCUCUACCCGAUCAAAUUCAUCGACAGCAGCAUGCUGAAAUCCUACCAUGAGUUCAACUGGGGCUACGGCCUGGGCUGGGGAUCUGCCAUUUUCAUGCUCGGUGGGGCCAUUCUCUACUGCUUGCGCACAGACAUUUAUGAGGACGCCUAUUACUAGCAGAUCCUUUGGCCGGAGCGAACGAUUUUGGGUUCCAGGACUGUUACGGGCAUGAUGGGGGGAAGUGGAGGGCAGAAAGGCGAGUUCUCGGGGGGCCUUGAGGGCAAGUAAUGUGCCUACCAAAACUGUCUUAUUGCAUUCUCCCAAGCGCUUAGUUCAGUGCUCCGCACACAGUACGCAGUCAAUAAAUACGAUUGAUUGAUUCAGAAUUGGAAGCGUUCCAAUUGCGCAAAGAUUACGGGCCUUGGAGUCAGAAGACCUGGGUUCUAUUUCCGGCUCUGCCACCUGUCCCCUGUGUGGCCUUGGGCAAGUC